ACCCAUUAGCAGUAACUCCCUGUUUUCCCCCUAAGCUUCUCCAACUCUUGUUUGUUGUUAGCUGCCGUUGGAGUCAGCCCUCAGCUCAUAGGGAUUCCAUCCACAAGGGCAUCAGACAGCUGUGACCCAUAGGGUGUUUAUUGCCUGUUUUCACAAGUAGAUCACUAGACUUUUCUUCCUAGUCUAUCUUAGUCUGGAUGCUCCGCUGUAACUUGUUCAGCAUCAUAGCAACACACAAGCCUCCAUUGAUAGACAGGUGGUGGCUGAAUAUGAACAUGAAGUGCAUUAUCUGGGACUCAAACCCAGGUCUCCUGCAUGGAAGCCGCCUGUCUUGGUUAGAUGGCUCUGGAUUAGGAUUCUCACUGGAAUACCCCGCCAUUAGUUUACAUGCUGUGUCCAGGGACCUAAAUGCUUAUCCGCGAGAACAUUUAUAUGUUAUGGUGAAUGCCAAAUUUGGAGAAGAAUCAAAAGAAUCCAUUGGUGAUGAAGAAGAGGAAGACAGUGAUGAUGAUGUUGAACCCGUUGCUGAAUUUAGAUUUGUGCCUAGUGAUAAAUCAGCAUUGGAAGCAAUGUUCACUGCAAUGUGUGAAUGCCAGGCUUUGCAUCCAGAUCCUGAGGAUGAAGAUUCAGAUGAUUACGAUGGAGAAGAGUAUGAUGUGGAAGCACAUGAACAAGGGCAGGGGGACAUCCCUACAUUUUAUACCUAUGAAGAAGGAUUAUCCCAUUUGACAGCAGAAGGCCAAGCCACAUUGGAGAGAUUAGAAGGAAUGCUUUCUCAGUCUGUGAGCAGCCAGUAUAACAUGGCUGGGGUCCGGACAGAAGAUUCAAUAAGAGAUUUUGAAGAUGGGAUGGAGGUAGAUACUACACCAGCAGUUGCUGGGCAGUUUGAGGAUGCAGAUGUUGAUCACUGAAAACGACUUUAAGAUUCUACCCGUUACUGUAGGAGAGAACUUGGUGCCUCUUAUACUGUGGAGUCGGGGUUGAUGAAAAUCUUUUUCCUUCUCCAGAACUCACCUGAACCAGUUCUUUCUUGGGACAGACUAUACUGUGACAGCAAG
This is a messenger RNA of Trichechus manatus latirostris (Florida manatee), 1058 nucleotides long. RefSeq names its product chloride nucleotide-sensitive channel 1A (gene CLNS1A). Bases 198 to 911 code for a protein of 237 amino acids. Gene Ontology annotation, cellular component: cytosol; methylosome; pICln-Sm protein complex. The record is from RefSeq and is a predicted model, not a curated record. Lineage: Eukaryota; Metazoa; Chordata; Mammalia; Sirenia; Trichechidae. Gene Ontology annotation, biological process: mRNA cis splicing, via spliceosome; cell volume homeostasis; spliceosomal snRNP assembly. The transcript has 7 exons.